Molecule: messenger RNA, 2501 nt
Organism: Symsagittifera roscoffensis
Lineage: Eukaryota; Metazoa; Xenacoelomorpha; Acoela; Convolutidae
Product: telomere length regulation protein TEL2 homolog
Exons: 7
Coding region: 17-2446 (809 amino acids)
Biological process (GO): telomere maintenance via telomerase; protein stabilization
Cellular component (GO): cytosol
Molecular function (GO): Hsp90 protein binding; telomeric repeat DNA binding
Source: RefSeq, a predicted model, not a curated record
UGCCGAUGUUUGAAAGAUGGUAGAAACAGAAAAGAGUUUGAGUCCCGCAAACCUGAAAAAGUAUACGGACGAAGGUCGAUUACCGUUGAAUGUCAAACGGGAAAUAAUUCCAUGUUUGGUGGAAAGCUCAGUGGGUUGUCAAGAAAACGAGGAGCUAAACGGAGUCACUUCUGCUAUGCUUCAUGAAGCAUUUUGGCUAAGUCCCAUAUGUGAAUCAAUUUUCAUCCUUUGUUCAGAGCUGAAGCCUAAGCCAUUGCAGCUUUCUAGAGCUGAAAUUGUGCUGAAGGAGUUUUAUACAUUCUUUAAGAAUGACCAGAAAAUAACCGAACUUUUUGCAGAAAUGAGUUUCAUCCAAACUGAUGUCGAAAAGAUGAACGCUUCUAUGUGUUCGGAUCAACUUAUUAAUAUACCCGAUAUUGUUUCGAACGUUUUGGAGAAAACUUCGAAUGAAAAGUGGGACAAUUUGCAAGGUGACAAAUAUUUCAAAAGGUUAUUCGAAGCUGUAGUUGUGCUCAUCAAAACAAACCCGCUUUUUGGAAUUAAAAAAGUAGAUUUCUCAGUUCUAUCGUAUUUCAUUUCGAAGAGUUGCAAAAGAGCAAAAUGUGUCAAGUUUGUUCUUUCACCGCUGGUUCAUUACGUGACGAAUUUGGAUCCUGACGACUAUGUGGCUAGACGCUCUCUUUGGCAGCUUUCGGCUAAUUGCCCCAAAGAGUACCUGGAUACAUUUGUUACUUCUAUUCUGAAAGUUUGCUCUUCGUGGAAAAAUGUUAGCUCAAUACUCGGAGAUCUUGUGAUUCAAUGCGAAAUCUGUCGUCAUAUUUUAUUCACAAAGCUAGUUUCUGACCGCUAUUUUGAAGAUGACCAGCUCAUAUGCAACUUGUUGGGGUACUUUUUGGGUCCAGAAACCAGCAGAUUGGAGAUUUUCGACCUGUUUCUUACUGAAGUAUGCAAGGUCUGGGCCGAUCCCUUUGUGGUGCUGUAUGUACCAUACGAGCAAUUGCUGUACAUAAACAAAAUUGCAGCUCUAGGAAUCCAGAAACACCCCAGUCCAGCUGAAUGGGGGAAGAGAUGUAGCCACCGAAUAAUGGAGGGAAUCACCAUUUACCUCAAGAGUUCAGUGGAAAGAGUACGUGUAAUGGGCUCAUACGUAGGACAGCUUCUCUGCAAUGCGAUCAAUAAAGGCGCUAAAUCGAAGUUGGACCUCCCGAAAACAUCAACUACUGACCAUUUCAUUAAACAGAUUGAUCAAUUGGUCAAGCUAUACGAAACACAGGAAUCCAUUGCUCCUCCGGAUUCCAAGAGCUCAACUAAUGAAGAUAACAAACAAGGUACAUCACAUGAGAAGAACAGUAUUGAUGAAAAUACGAAAGUUACUUCAAAGCAGAAUUUGGACAGCGAUGAUGAUGAUGAUGAUGAUGAUGAUUUUACACCUUAUGACAUGUCAAAUGACACUCCCCAGAUCAAGUUCCAGAAGUCGGCCUACCUUCAAGACAUCAUCAAUGGACUCUCAAGUAGUCCCAGUAGCGACAGCGCUGCAAAACAUACAGCCGCUGACCUAUUCGAACAAACUAUAAUUGACGCAAAAGAUAUUAUUCUAAGAUCAGAUCAAGUUGCGAUUGAUGAAAUGUGCCUGGACGUUGCGAAGGUUCUAAUGCACGUUGAAGACAAAUAUGCAACUCCUGAAUUCGAGACUCUGAGAGUCAAUGCACUGGGUUCUAUACUGCAGCGACAACCGAAGAAAGUGUCUGGGUUUCUGAUUGAUAUGUUCUACGAAGCUAACUUCUCAAUAAGACACAGACUGGAUAUUCUGCAGGCCAUCAGAAUGGCAGCAGCUGAAUUGUCCGAGCUCAAAGUAGACACUUCAGAAGAUUCUAGAAGCAAUCUGGACAAGGGUGGAAACAUGGAACAGGAUUGGAGAGCCACUGUCGAUCAGAGGGUGUUAGCCAAGACGAAAUUCUUCCACAAAGUCAAACCGAAGAAGAAAAUUAUAACUGAGAACAAGUUUUCACAAGUGUGUGGUUCUUUUUUCUUUCCGUUUCUGGCCAAAUACGAUCAGCCUAUCGCUACUCUUAGACUACUUAAUGAAGACAGUCAAGUCUUUUCGAACCUUCUUUAUACAAUGGGAAUUGUAUUGCAUUACUCUGUGAAUACUCCUUGUGCUAUGAAAAUGGCAAAAGAGUUGAUUGGUGAUUUUUGCCAGCAGCAUUUGAACCACGCCGACGCUUGUGUCAGACAAUCAGUGUGGUUUUGUGCAUUGGUAGCUUUGACUGCGGUAAACUCGGCAGAGCUAAUUUUAGCCGAUGAAAGUUUGACAGACGGUUUUAUGAAGUACAGAAUUGCGGCGGCGUAUGUACGCGAGAAUGACCCGCACUCCGAAUGCAGAUUGUUAGCCGAACAGUUCCUGGUGAAUUUAAAUGAAGUUGUAAAGCAGGUUUCAAGCGGAUAAUAUCUGCAUGCAUAGUUCUUGUUAUUUUAAAUCGAAUAUUAAUUUAUGAUUACAA